GAGCGGCCGUCAGCUUCCUCCUUGUCUAGAAAAGCAGCAGCAGCCUGGCGCCGGCCGACCUCCAGUCAGCAGAUCCACUCCGAGGGACGCCCGGACAGCGGCGGCUCCUCUCCAGAGGGCAACAAGGGCAACAAGAUGCCCUUCUGGAAGCGCACGGUGGAACCUCGCCGGCUGCUCCCCUCCGCUGCCGUCGCCCCUCGCUUGGCUGCUCUGCCGCUGGCCCAGCUCCACGACGUGUGCGGUCUGGCGACGCUGGCGCUGCUCCGGCAGCUGGCCGAUCUCUGCGGGCACUCGGCGGCGUUGCUCGCGGACCUAGAGGGUCGCUUGCUGGAGCUCUCCCGCCGCGCCCACCGGCUUCGAAGCCGCCUCUGCAGAGUCCACGGGCUAAUCCGCCCCAGGGCGUCUCGAGAGGCAGCCACUUCUAACAUAGACCUGGACGUCAAGAAACCCACUCCUCCCAAGCUGCUAUGGCACCAGCCUGUGAAUAUCUUCUUGGCCCGUCCUGUUGGGGUGGAGGAGCUUCACCAUGAAGCUGAACUCAAUCUCCAGAGCUUGCUCCAAGAGGAGUACGAGGAGCCUUACGCAGAAGCCAGGGCCAGUGGCCAGACCUUCCGCUAUGCCAGUUCUCAUUCUGCAGACAGGCCCCUUGACUGCAGCCCCCGGCCCCCAGUACCCAGCAAACGCUUGGAGUUUGUGUUCAUGCCUGCAAGCCAGCAAGUGAAGGAGAACGAGACAACCACCCUGGGGGUGAGGGCCCCAGAGCCUUCAAUUAGCUUGCCCACUACACCAGACAAGCACACCACCUGGACCCGAACUGGCCCUCUGCCCUCCCUUGAUGAGAGGAGGUUGCACCAGCCCUGUUCAACCCAAGCCAACAUUGUUCCCAUCAACAUCUCUGGACAGCCGUUCGCUCGGCACGCAAGUACUCGCCACUCCCUCUUUAACACAGAGACAGCCAUGAAUCCCAAGUCCUUGCUUCGCCGGAGACGGACGGUCAUCGGCUUCCCCCACCUCGCCCUGCGGGACCCAGGGAACAGCAACGGCCCCAUUCUCAACCCUCCAGCGACCAUCGCAGAGUCAGCCUCUUGCAAUUUUGUCCCCGAGGUGGCCAACGGGAGGAGCUCCACCCACCAGGCCCGCUCCCCUCAGCCAAGGCCACAGCUGAGGAAGACCUUCAGUGACCUUGGGGGAGUUCUACAAGGACGGUAUUGCCAGGGGCCCGCUGGCCACACAGAAAACCCCGGGGCAAUGUAUGCUAGCCCGUCAUGCAACGGCCCCAAGGAGGACUUGACCUUCUCCCCUGCCUGGAGUGCAGCAUCUUUUGGCUAUGUGAGCCCUUCUGUGAGCCAGAGUGAGCUGGUGAUGGAAAGUGGGACCCAGUCGUCUCCCCGCAGCCAGAGGGGAACCCCAGACUCUGACCGGCCUGCUUCUUUCUUCAUCAGCAAAGACAACGCAGUUGGGAGCAAUGGGUCUGGGGCGUUCUGCACUUCUCCUGAGUCCCCUGUAGAUGCUGACGGAGUCUUGAGGUGUGGGGCAGCGGAGGUCAAGGCUCGUUUGGUCCCCGCCACCCCGAGCGAAGAGGAGUGCCCCCAAGCAGAGAGGCAGCGGGUGAUGUGCAAGUUCCGCGAGAGGUCUCUCUCUGUCCCCACGGACACAGCCUCCUUGUGCUCCAUGGACAUCGGGGGCAGCGAGACCUGUGCCCUGAGCUACCCCAGCGCCAGCUCCGAGGGCAGCACAAGCACAGACAACGUCUCGCUGGCGGUGGAGCAGGAGGCUCAGGCGCGGUCACGGAGGCCGCGCACCAAGAGCAUCUCUCUCAAGAAGGCCAAAAAGAAGCCCUGCCCACCUACUCGCAGCGUCUCGUUGAUCAAGGAGGGGCAGCUGAGCAUCGCAGAAGCUGGUGGCGAGCCGCUGCCACAGGACCAGAGACCAAAAAGUCUGUGCUUGCUGCCCGAUGCGCAGGCCCAGAGCCAAGUCCCUGGGGAUGCAACCAAAGAGCUGGAAAGCGUGCCGUACUCACAGCAGUGGUACAUGCCAGAGUGGAGUCCUGGCGACCCCUAUUGCUCUCUCUCUGGCUCCAGCACCGCCACUGGGACCACCGUGAUCGAGCUCUCCAAGGCACGGGGUAGCUCUGAGUCCCUCCCCUCCCCUUCCGUCUCCCGGGCCACCACACCUUCCCAGCUCUCUGCUGAGGUCAACUUGAAAACCUCCUCCCCGGCUAGGCCAACAGGGGUGAUGUCUCCCUCCAGCGGCUACUCCAGCCAGUCGGAAACUCCGACCCCAACCAUUCCAACAUCUGCCGUUCUGGGCCACACCCCGCAUCAGAGUGGGCGUGCAAGACCCCUUGUGCCUGAGAGGAAGUCCUCGCUGCCCCCAGUCUCACCCAUGGAGCGGAGCCCCAAGUCACGGCUGUCCUUCGACCUGCCGUUCGCUCCACCGUCGCACCUGGACCUCUCGGGGCUGAAGAUCUCGCUCAAGGCCAAGCCCAAAGUGAGCCGGCACCACUCCGACUCCACCUUUGGAGCCAAGCUGGGGCCGAAGCUCAGCCCCGUGCAGCCCGUCAUGCCCAUGGUGACGCAGCUGGACCUGCGCUCCGUCCGCCUGCGGUCCAUCAGCCGCUCCGAAACAGAGGACAACCUAGAGAGCCUUGAGCCUGUCGAGGAGCCUGGCAAGAAGGUCCGGCCCCCAGUGGCAGAGAAGCCGCCCCUUUCCAGGAGGCCCCCGAUGCUCCUGCACAAGACCCCUCCAGUCCAGGAAGAGUCCCCCAUGGGCUCCCCAACCUCUCCACUGACACCCCAGGGCUCAGUCGCCGUAGAGAACAUUUACCUAGUGGCUAGGAGGCCUGAGCACCAGUGGGAUGCAGAUGCCUGGAGCCCUAUAGAGCCGCAGCCCCCCGUGGCAGCCGUCUCUCCAGCACAAGGGCCCCCGGGGACAUUCUUCUCUGCCCGGCGGCUUUCUGAGGACAGCUUGGAGGAGGAGCUAAAACCAAGGCUGCCGUUGGAGAGAACAUCUGGCGGGGAGAGCCACAGAACCAAAGUUCCUCCCCCUGUCCCCAAGAAGCCUAGUGUGCUUUACCUGCCACUGGUCAGCUCCCCGCUCCACCCAGGGGCCUGCGUCGGGGAUCCAAGGUUGGCUGCCAGCCCUGUCAUCAUGCUGGACGAGGACUGUGCUUAUUCCGAGCUGACUCCGUGCAAGGCACUGACCCCUGUGGCUAAUGCAGUGAGCAUCAGUCCAACGACUGCAGGGUUGUCUUGGGGAGACGUUUCAGGGAGCUCAGUGGGCUUAAGGGCCGAAGAGAAAAGCUUUGUAAGUGACAAAACCGCCGAGUCGAUAACCGAGGAGGACGACGAUGUGUUUGUGACAUCCCGAACCACAGAGGAUUUGUUUACUGUCAUCCACAGGUCCAAACGGAAGUUGCUUGGUUGGAAGGAAUCCGGCGAGGCCUUUGGCAACCGGCAGAAUUCAAAGAGCAAUGAGUGCGCUCCGACUGGCGUCACAAGAACCUCCAGCAGGAAUGAAGAUUUUAAGGCACUCCUUCAAAAGAAAGGUGGCAAGGGCGCUUCAGGCAUCCGCACGUCUGCGGCUGAACUUCUGAAGACCACCAACCCCUUGGCUCGGCGAGUCAUGACCGAGUUUGCUGUGGAUGGGACAAUUCAGGGCCCUAAGACCCAGCCAUGAGUAUGUCGAUAGAGAGAGAGAGCUUUGUCAUUUCGUGCAAUGCCCUAAUCCAACCCUUGGGGAGAUCUGCUUGACUAAGGGUCAGGGUGAGCCUACCACUCCAUAAGGGGUGGGGUGGGGUGUGUAUUGUUGUUUUUCAUCUUUGUUGAUUUGUUGGCAGUGGUGCCAGACUUUUUCCUGUUUCUUUUUUUUUACUGGAGGGGGGACUCCUGACCCAAGAAAAAGUGUCUUAAAUGUAGAGCACACACCCAUCCCCAAUGGAAUCAACCACACAUCUUGGCCCUAAAGGGAGGGAACUUCUAUAUCUUUUUCCACACUGGAAGAAGGACCUGUGGCGUGGGUGUUCCUAGACA
Molecule: messenger RNA, 4031 nt
Organism: Lacerta agilis (Sand lizard)
Lineage: Eukaryota; Metazoa; Chordata; Lepidosauria; Squamata; Lacertidae
Gene: NHSL2
Product: NHS like 2
Exons: 8
Coding region: 136-3678 (1180 amino acids)
Biological process (GO): cell differentiation
Source: RefSeq, a predicted model, not a curated record